Molecule: messenger RNA, 1373 nt
Organism: Arachis ipaensis
Lineage: Eukaryota; Viridiplantae; Streptophyta; Magnoliopsida; Fabales; Fabaceae
Source: RefSeq, a predicted model, not a curated record
UACCUUGGCAUCAGCGGGUGACAUACACCAGAUGCCUCCACAGCCGUAGUCUCAGACACAGCCUCAUCCAUAGCUACAAUUCAGACCCAGGCACCACCCCAGGCACAGGCAUUGUCUAAUCCGCAGUCACAACCGACAUUGUCGACAACUGGAGCCUCAGGAGAGGGUGCCCCAUCUACAGAGCCUGUUAGACAAAGGCUAAUGUGGGAUGGGGGUGAUUGUUGGGACCUUCGAAAUUGGGAACAGAGAAGAUUACUUGGGUUUUCAAGAUCACGUUUGCCAUCUUUGGUGGCAAAUUUUUAAGGAUCACUUUGAGUUCAUCCACAAAGAGGAGCAGAAGAUGUACAAUGCUUGGCGGGUGAAAGCCACCAAUUGCCUCUGGGAGAUGCUAGAAGACAUCCACAACAAGGGUGCUCCUGCAGACUAAAUCCUGGACGAUAUUCUCGCCGAGCUAAAGGAGUAUUAGCACAUAAGGAAUUAUUGGGCGAUCCGGGCUAAUGCCCGAGCUAGUCAAGCAUCCAAGACCAGUGGAUCCAUGAACACCGAAAGGUCUACCACCUACAACGCAACAGGAAAGAAGAUGGAGAUCGAGCUGGGUUGCAAACCUCGUCAAAGUGAGGUCUUUCAAAGGAUGCACACGAGGAAGGAUGACCGUACCAAAUUGAGUUUAACUUUUGACUGGCCAAGGCCCAAGAAGAGAGUGCGACUCAGAUUGCACAAGGGCCCUGAGCCACCACCCAUAUAUAAGGAUGAGAUAUGGAUGCAGACAGUUGGCAGCCGCAAGCGAAACAGGGACUACGGCAUGGGAUAUCAAUCCAUCAUGACUUCUCUGCGAUUCUUUGAUGUUGAGUUCACUACCAGUGGAGGUGUAGAUAUCAGAGAGCUGGUUACACUGCUUAACAGAGAGUUGCAACAAGACAUGGAGUGAGAGUUUCAGCAAUAUUGGACAAGAUACACAGAGCUGGAGGCACACUACCAGAAAAAGCGGGACGAGUGGGGGCAUGCUCACCAGAGAUACGAAGGGGAUAUCAGAAGUCCCCAGGAGACCAUCGUCCACCAUCAGUUCGGUCUAGACCAGUGGAAGAAUACAGUCACAAAGAUAUACUCUUUCAUGCGGAAGAAGUUGGGGAGCAACUUGUCCAGCAGUGCAUCAGCCAUGUCGCCUCUUUUUCUACCUAGAUGUCCUCCAGUAACAUCAACAAGUCUUUGGCCGCUAAUUCUACCAUCAGCACCACCACCCUAGGACCUCAAGAUGGAGCUGACAACGAUGGUGACGGCUUCACCUCAUAUGAUUACAUGUAGUAUACUUGUAUUUUCAAUUUUGACGAUAUUUUUCUAUUUUUAUUUUUUUACUGUAUUUUAGUUUGAAAUAA